AUGGAUAUACAAAGAUUCAAGAGACUCAGUAUUCCUAAAAUUGAAGAAGGAAAAAUGACUGAAGUUGUUAGGGAUGUUAUAAAAGAAGUUCGAACUAAUAAGCAGAAUGUUUACGAAAAGACGUCUGAAGACUUGAAACCUCUAACAGAAAAGUUUGAUAAGGAAAUUGACGAAAUCAGUAAAUUGAGAGAAGAUGUUAAUAAACAAGUUAUCCCCUAUGAUGAACAAGUUCAAAGAUUAGCAUUACCAGGCCCAAGUGGUGAGGUGGUACCCAAAAUGAUAGAUGAUAUGAAUAAAGGAUUUACUCAAGAAGAAUUGGCAUUCAUACAAAACCAGCAAUUGCCAUUACCAGCUGACAUCUUUUUGCAAACCUUAAAAGAGCCAAAUUAUGCGAAACAAAUUUUAGAUAAAUCUGGUAAAAUAAAUAAGGACUUGGGCCAGAAAAAAGCCAGUUUAAACACAACAAAAGCUAACAGAAAGAAAAAUAAGGAUGAAAUUGCUGAGUAUACUGAAGAAAUUGAUAUCAUAAGAAAAUACAGACAAAGAAUUGGUAUUGUAGAGGAAGGUGCAAAAACAUUGAAAGUUGGUAAGGAUAUUUAUACACAAAAAAAGAGAAAUGCUUAUAAGAUUAACCCUAAUACUGGUGUUUAUGGAAAUGUAAGAAUUGACGUACCCAAACUUUAUGGCCAGCUUAAACUAAUUGCUCAUAAGGAUGGUAAAAAAGUAUAUGAUAAACAAGUGGACUUUGAUACACUUGAUCUGCUCACUAAGAGGUUCAAUAGUAAAAAGAAGUAUUCACCACUAUCAAAAAUGGUAGUUGAUGACCUGAAUAGAAUAAGUGAUAUUCCAAUUCACCGAGUAAUAAAUACAAAAAAAUCGGUUCAGGAGUUGUUUAUUAUAACAACCCAGCUGAUCUAUUGGACAGAUUGGAAUUAUUAGGUGGAUCAAUACUUGCUGGAAAUAAUGGUGUGGAAAAUGAAUUUUUCCAAAAUUGCUCACACACUGAACAAAUUAGGUGUUCUAAAUAACAACCAGCUGAAUAGUCUGAUAAAACAGUAUAUAAUGUAAUCUAAUAAUAUAAAUGCAAGAAAGAGCAAUCCAUAUUUCAUCUGUUAAUAGACAGAGAGAAUCGGACAGAAUAAAGCAGAAGAUUUCAUAAUCAAAUUUGAUCCAGUCUUAAACUCCAAAGUAAUAUGACACAUGAAAUAGCCUUGGAUAAGGCCACAAUGACUUACAGUUGGCACAAUAUCUCAGAUCAGUAUAAAAAUAACCAAAUAAAAUACUCACCUGAUGGUGGAACAUCAUGGGAAACAGUCAAAUAUGUGGAUGGAAUGUACACUUACUCAGAUCUAAAUGACUAUCUCCAUCAGUACAUGAAAAAGAAGGGCCAUAAAACUACUGAUGCAAAAAAGGAUGAUGUAUACUACAUUAACCUAACAUUUGUAUUAUCGACAUACAAGAUUCUCAUUAAGAUCGACAACAAUUACCAACUCGAUCUGAGACAUAGUAAAUUUGGCGAGUUAAUUGGAUUUACAGAGAAAAUUGUGAAGAAAACAGAACCUGGAGAUAAUCUACCCAAUAUCACAAAUUCCAUAGACAUGAUCCAUAUCAAUACCGAUGCUAUUACGAAUAGCAUAUUGAAUGGUGUUAAUACUAAUACGUUAGCUGUUAUUCCAACUGACAAUUUGACAAGAAGUUUCCCAUUCACAUUUGAUCCCAGAAGACUAUUGUUUAAUGAAGUUUCCCAACUUAAUAUUUCACAAAUGAGGUUUUAUAUCACAGACUCAUUCGGGCGACCAAUUGGACUAAAUAAGAUUGACUGGUUUAUGACAUUGAUAUUGCGAUCCAAACCAGCAUAAUAUGUAACCUAAUAAUAUACAAUGAGACAAUCAGAAUUCAAGAAACGUUAUGAUGUUAAAACGGGGAGAUAUGUUAAGAAGCAUAUUUAUGGAGAAGGUGUUACCGAUGUUUUCAAAACAAUUGGUAGAAAGCUAUUUGGAAAGACGAUGAAAGAGGCUGCUAAAACAGCAACAAAAAAGGCCGUUCAAAAAGCUGCUACCAAAACUGGUGAAUAUGCGGGCGAAAAAGCCGGUGAUAAAAUUAUUCAAUUAUUAAGCAAAAAGAAUAAAAAGACACCAGUAGCAGCAUUACCAGUAGCGACAUCGCCAAUAGAAAAUCCACAAUCAAGAGAACUCACCGAUUACGAAAUUAAUGAGAGGGUGAAUCAAUUACUAUCUGGAGGCCAGAUGAGAAGAUUUAUGUAAUCUAUUAAUAUAAUGGAAUCUUUUAGAGAUCCAAAGUAUGUUGAACGAUAUGAAGAUGUUAUUUUUGACCUAGAAACAGCACUAAAUACAACUGUGGCCAUUAAUGCUCAUCAGAAGAAAGAUGGCUAUAGGUUUGUUGUUGAUAACAGUGGUGAGGUUACACCAUUCGACUGGUAUAAUGCCCGAAUCAGUGUCAAUUUCAAAGUAGUCUUGCUGGAUAAUGGAGGCAAUAUUGCAGUAGCAGAUCAUAAUGGUACUGUAAACGGGUCAUACUCACUAUUGAAACAUUUUGACAUUAAACUAAACGGUAAGAAAGUGUAUGAUUGUAAUGACGCGAAUCACGCGGUAAAUAUUAAGAAUUUGCUUGAGUACAGUCCCGCUUACGCCGCACAAACCGCCAGCAAUGAGUUUUUCUAUCUUGAUACAACAAGACACCCAGAGGAAACAAAAUUCACUAAAAGACGAGUAACUCGUAGAAGAAAUGCUGCCAAUAACGCCGAUGAUGCAGGAUUAAUGUUGGAUGAUGUAGUAGCUAAUUAUAAUAAAGGUUUUGCCCUUCGAAAAGGACUCUUAGGUGUCUCAUCUAAAGUAAAUACAGAAAUACCACUGAACAGAUACUCAUUCUUUGAAAUGUUAGAAGAUGAGCUGUUACCUAAUACAAGAGUUGAGAUGAAUUUUGAGAUUGAGUCAGAUGGUAAUCUAAAUUGGCAAGCCGGGGCUAAUUGCAGAGUGGUUAUCACUAGGAUGCAAUUGUAUGUACCACGGAUAACCUUCAAUAGUGAGGGCCAAUCAUCCUAUAUGAGCCAAUACCUUAAAAAUCAUAAGUGGACUUAUUUGAGAGAAAAUAUUGAAAGAUCAAAUAGUAGCCAGCAGAGAGCUGGGCAUUCAGAAUCUCUUCUGGUAUUUCGAAACCCCGACACGUGUUUGUGUUUAUAA
Porites evermanni is the source of this 3200-nucleotide messenger RNA. The record is from the annotation of a GenBank genome assembly. NCBI's taxonomy places the organism in Eukaryota, Metazoa, Cnidaria, Anthozoa, Scleractinia, Poritidae.